AUGCAGCCGCAGCGCCUUCGCGGGUCCGGGCUGUUUUUCAAGCUAUGGGCUCUGCUCGAGGUGCAGAGCACUCCACUGGUCCCGGUACCGGCGCAGUUGACUGAUGCAGCCUCCGCCAAGUCCAACCAGCUGUGGAAGCCGGCCACCGGCACUUGGUAUGGCGACCCUGAGGGCGAUGGCAGCGACGGUGGGGCUUGCGGGUACGGGUCGCUGGUGGAUGUUAAGCCGCUGAAGGCUCGGGUAGGGGUGGUGAGCCCGGUGCUAUUCAUGAACGGGGAUGGCUGCGGCGCCUACUACAAGGUCCGGUGCCUCGACAGGAGCAUCUGCUCCCGGCGGGCCGUCAACAUCAUCGUCACCGAUGAGUGCCCGAGGGGAUACUGCUCUAGGGUGCGGGUCCACUUCGACCUAAGCGGGGCCGCAUUCGGCCGCAUGGCUGUCUCUGGCGAGGGCGGCCAGCUCGGGAACUGA
This is a messenger RNA of Punica granatum (pomegranate), 468 nucleotides long. The record is from RefSeq and is a predicted model, not a curated record. Lineage: Eukaryota; Viridiplantae; Streptophyta; Magnoliopsida; Myrtales; Lythraceae.